UGGUGUGUAGAUCGCCGCGACUCCGGUCCUGUCCCAAAAGCUUCCGCCGUGUCGGCCGUAGGUCGUAGCUUCCGAAAGCGCUCAAGCCCUCAACCUGUUGAGCCCGGGAGAAACAGACCGCCGAGACGAGCUUUCAGUAUGUCGGAACGCGUCCGCCCGACCUGUGCCCGGAACGACCGGAGCCAGCCACUCAAAAAUUCCGGCCUCAGUCCGUGAUGUCCGAUGUGUUGAACGAUGUCCGGAAUGGGUCCUGCCGGCUGCUGGGUGACGCACAAGAGGUUGGAGUCGUGGGCUAAGGCCGCCAAGGAGCGGGCGCUGGGGACGACGAAGUUCGCCUCGACCUCCCAAGAAAAUGGAAGCAAUACAACCAGUAGCAAUAACAGCGUCGAGGAGUUCAACGUAGCGAAAGAACAACACAUCAUCCAGCCUCCCCAAAACGCCUCAGCUCAAGCAUUAACUGCUGAAUUAAUGAAAAUGCCGUUGGAGCUGUGUUCGGCACCUCAGGGUUCCCACGCGCUGCAGCACCAAUCCAAAUCGUAUCCCGGAGGACAACCACUUCUGUGCAGGACGCCGAGUGUUUCAUCGCAGAGUAGUUUGGAUAGCAGUGCGUCGAGACAGGGCCACCGUGGCUCCUCUCCACAGAUCCGCACCUUCGCCCCCGACGGCAAAACACCAGUCCACCAGGAAGCCAUCCACACUUCUAGCUACCCCCUCCGCAACCAGAGUCGCUCUCCCUCGCCUCUCCGCGCCGCCUCCCUCGACAUCCGCUGUUCGUCCCCCGGAACGUCCACCAUCAGCGGCGAGGAGAUCCGCACCCCCUCGCCGUCCCAAUCUAGUCUGGCCUCCUUGACCGGGACGUCGGUCAGUUCGUGCAACUCACCGAUUCCGCCGUCACCGAGGACCGUAGGCCUAGGACGCUGUCUGUCACCACUACUGAUACCGUCGACCAGGUCACACACCCCGGAAGUGAACGUGGCCGCACCCCCGGCGAGUCCUCUGGGGGCGAUACAGCCGGAUCUGUACCUGAGGAAGGACGGGCCGCUGUUCAUCGGGAGCAGCCCGAAAGGGGGGCCGAGUUUGGGGAGGCUGCAUUUUCGGCUGAAGUAUGAUUUUGAUAGGAGCGACUUGGUGGUACAUUUAAUAGAAGCUCACGACCUAGCCGGAAGCGACCAAGGAGGCUUCAACGACCCCUACGUGCGCCUAGCACUGUCACCGGAAGUGGAUUCGCGUAAACGUCAAACGACGAUCCGUCGCAACGACCCGAACCCGUUCUUCGACCAGCACUUCAAGUUCCCGAUUAGCCACGAGGAUCUGCAGUCCAAGAUGCUCAUCCUGCAAGUGUUCGACUACGACAGGUUUUCUAGGAACGACGUCAUCGGAGAAGUGAGGAUGAGCAUGGACGAGUUCGACGUCACGUCGAGUAUCGAGGUGUGGGGCGAGAUCACCAAGAACAAGAAGCCGCCAGAGGAACUGCAGGAGGUGCUAGUGUCCUUGAGUUACCUGCCGUCGGCGGAGAGGCUGACGGUGGUGUUACUGAAGGCGAGGAACUUGUUCUUGCCGCAGGAGAAGGAUAGUGUAGAUCCAUUCGUUAAAGUGUAUCUUCUCGUUAACGGCAAGCGAAUAAAGAAGAAGAAAACAGCCGCAAGGAAAGGUAGCUGCAAUCCAGUGUGGAACGAAGCACUGACCUUCAGCCUGUCGGCAUCAAACGUUGCCAAUGCUGCCAUUGAGAUUUGCAUAAUGGACCAAGCCAACGACUUAAUCGGCAGCAACCCUCUUCUAGGCUGCUGUCUCAUAGGCCCUAAGGAAACCGGUCCGGAGCGCGACCAUUGGCUAGACAUGACCCAGAGUCCACGGAAAGCCAUCGCCUGUUGGCACACCAUGAGGUAAAUCCCCGACCACGCUCAAUUCAUCGAUUGAUCAUAAAACGACUUGAAGAAAAAGACAAGAACAAGAAGACAAAGAAACGAGUCUACGUGUCCACAUUUUAAUGUUAUUCUAUGUUAAACGUGCCCAUAUAAUUAAGUGUUGCUACUAAGUUAAAGUAUGAGCUUGAUUAGAGUAUCAAAACUCAUUUAUUUGAUAAGUGUUGAGAUUGAUUCGAGUUUAAAAAAAGGCCUCGUUAUCACAAUAAGUAAACUACGCAAGGAGAACUUAUGAAUUCCAUGUGUCCUUUUGAAUGUUUUUACAAGACAAUCAUUUUAUUUAAUAUAACUCGAUUUUUUAACUGUCAUAGGAGUAAUAGUGAGGGAAAGCUGUCUAAAAGGAUAUUUAUAUUUGAUAUUGUUAUUCUUUUAACACUACUUGUAACCACUGCACUUUGUAUAAAAUGUGAAUUUUAUCGAGAAAAAAGCGCUUAAAUUGACAUCAGGGAUGUUGAAUUAAAUUGGGUCUUAUGACGUCCCUCAUACUUAUGAUGAAUGUGUCUAUCUAUUUACACUACUGAUAGGUAAAUUAUAUCAAAGAAUAUCUUAAUCUAUUUAUAUCUGUAUAUCGACUGUUUUUAAAUACUACCUACGAUUUAUUUAAUAAAAUCAAACGAUGUACCUAACAAAUCCCUCUGUAUCAACUCGUCUGGCCAAAAUCAAUUUGCAAAAUUUGAACUCGCUUAGAAAAAUUAAGAGUUUCGUCAGCGUCGUCGUAGCUAUUCAACUCGCACUUUACAAGUUUAUAUUAUUAAAGCAAGACGCACUUUCACCAGAUGCAAUGAUGGCCGGAGGGGUUGACACGGACAAUAUAUCAGUAUAUCAACUAUAAGUACCUAAAUGUUAUAUGUUGUUUAUUUAACUUGAUACCUGUUUAUUGAUUUUUAAUAAUUAUUGUAAACAGUGUACCUAAAACGAUUGUUGCAAUAAAUAUCAGUGACUAUUUACCGUAA
This is a messenger RNA of Zophobas morio, 2875 nucleotides long. RefSeq names its product Synaptotagmin beta (gene Sytbeta). The coding region runs from base 235 to 1887 and encodes 550 amino acids. Gene Ontology annotation, cellular component: plasma membrane; exocytic vesicle. The transcript is spliced from 6 exons. Gene Ontology annotation, biological process: calcium-ion regulated exocytosis; regulation of dopamine secretion; cellular response to calcium ion. NCBI's taxonomy places the organism in Eukaryota, Metazoa, Arthropoda, Insecta, Coleoptera, Tenebrionidae. The record is from RefSeq and is a predicted model, not a curated record. Gene Ontology annotation, molecular function: calcium ion binding; calcium-dependent phospholipid binding; SNARE binding.